GUUCGUGCCGCACCCUGGCCUAAUCCAAGUUUGCUUCUUCAAUUCCUGAUGCCUGCGUUGCGGCUGAAAUAUUCUUAAAUCCUAAUCGCGGUGAUCGGCGGCGAGGGCUGCGGAUUUGGCGACGCGGCAACAGAUCUUCCUUUUCUGGGAGGAUAAGGAAGAUUUGUAUAAAUAGCCAAAUAGGGAUCGUCGUGCGUCCGUGAUGUGGGUUAGAGCAAUGGUGGCACCGCCGCCGCCGCCGAUGGUGUCCUCGGAGCACGCGCAGGCGGUGGAGAUGGCGGCGAUCGUGUCAGCGCUCACGCACGUCGUCGCCAGCGGCCGCGGGCCGCCGCGCCCCGCGCCGGCGAUCGUCGUGCCGUGGCGCCACGCGGACGACAGCAGCAGCAGCGCCGCCGGCCAUGGUCAAGAGCAGCUCACCGGGGUGGCGGGGCAAGGGACUGCGGCGCAGGCGCCGGCGAGGAAGUACCGCGGCGUGAGGCGGCGGCCGUGGGGGAAGUGGGCGGCGGAGAUCCGGGACCCGCAGAAGGCGGCGCGGGUGUGGCUCGGCACCUUCGCCACCGCCGAGGACGCCGCGCGCGCCUACGACGCCGCCGCGCUCCGCUUCCGCGGCAGCCGCGCCAGGCUCAACUUCCCUGAGGACGCGGCCGCGCGACGGGCCAGGGACGCCGAGGCGGCCUCCGCCGCGGCCAGCGCGGGGCCGCCGGCCGCGCUGCUCGAGUCGCAGGCCGCCGGCGACGACAUGGCCGACUACCUCGAGUACUCCAGGAUCCUGGAAGGGGGCGAGCCCAGCGGCAUUAUGGACGGGAUCUUCGGCGGCGACGCCAACGGGCGGUUCCUCGACUCGUGGAGUAUUGGGACGUCGCCGCCGUCUUCGGGCUCUGAUGCCGCCGCUACUCUGUUUCGUUAGAGUGAUGGCGGGAAGCAGAGUCGCAAUAAUAGUGCAGCCUUAGGAGAUUAGUUGAGGAUUGUUUUUUGUUUUUCCCGUAGUAUAUAUAAACAAAAAAAUAUAGUCGAAUUAGUAGGCUAGACGAUUUGUAACCUUUUUGCUACCCUAAUCCGUAGUGUGGAUUGCAGAUUGUGGCCUCAAAGGAAUUUUGUUGUUGAUUUAGCAUCAUAUUAUCGGAAGAGAAUAAUAA
This is a messenger RNA of Setaria italica (foxtail millet), 1136 nucleotides long. Its product is annotated as ethylene-responsive transcription factor RAP2-6-like. Gene Ontology annotation, molecular function: DNA binding; DNA-binding transcription factor activity. Gene Ontology annotation, biological process: regulation of DNA-templated transcription; ethylene-activated signaling pathway. The record is from RefSeq and is a predicted model, not a curated record. NCBI's taxonomy places the organism in Eukaryota, Viridiplantae, Streptophyta, Magnoliopsida, Poales, Poaceae. The transcript has a single exon. Bases 203 to 907 code for a protein of 234 amino acids.